GACGGGGCCCUAACGCUCGCCCUAAUAACUUCUACCAAUGCCACAGCGUAUCUGUGGCUAGUUUGGUAUAAAAAGCUUCGCAUUCUAAGAGGCUCUCUGUGCUAUUCGUCACUCAGCCUGGUUUACUGAGACUCGUACUGCCGACGAUAUCUAUCACUGUCAUUGUCUCACAUAUUCUGAUCGACUGCAAGUAUCCACGUGUGUUCAUUAGCCACUCGGCCACAUCUUCAGACUCAGACUGCCACCACCGCAAAACAUGCACUCUCGCGCGGCCCAUGUAAAAUCAUCUCCCCAGGUUCCAGAAUAUCCCGUCAUAGAGGACGAGUUCCAAUAUCUGGACAAGUUCGAUACAGUUCUCAUCGUUGAUGAUUCCAGGUCUAUGGUCGGCAGACGGUGGGAAAUUGCGAGAAAGGUACUCGGUGAACUCGCUGUAGUUGCAGCUCGAUACGACGACGAUGGAAUUGAUAUACACUUCUUAAAUGACCCUACUGUGCAACACGGGCUAACAACAAAAGAAGAAAUCGACGAGCUCUUUCAGAGAGUCAUUCCUACUCCUGGAACGCCCAUAGGCCGUAAACUGGACAACCUGUUGACAGCCUACAUAAACAAGUAUGAGGAAUUGCGACGCGAUGGGACGAAAUUGAAGAAAGUAAACUACAUUCUUCUGACUGAUGGCGAACCAUCUGAAAGCAAGAGUUCGGAGUUGUAUCCUGAUAAAGUCAUCGUCAGAGCAGCUAAGAGACUUGACGAGUUACAUGCGCCCCAAGUCCAAAUUGGUAUUCAGUUUGUACAAAUCGGCCACUCUGUUUCAGCCACCAAGUUUCUUCAGAGCCUUGACGACGACCUCAUGCAUAAAUAUAAAAUCCGAGAUAUCGUUGACACGACUCCCGCACAAGCAGGCCACGACCUUAGCGCGAACGAUAUGAUCAAGAUAUUGACGGGCGGAAUCAAUAGAAGGGUGGAUAAUCAGGAUGUACGUAGACGCCGAUGACAGUCCAACGUUCACUUUCACGAUCUUAAAUAAAUAUGAACCAUUAUAUGGAGGUAACUACGUAUAUCAAACUAGUACUACAAACAAGAUAUAACAAUCCUCCGAAUCUGCAGAAAGUAAAUACACAUGAUCAAACGUGAGAAGCAGGACGUGUCGUCCUAUCUAAGCAAAAUCCCAAUCCCCAACCCGAUACAAAAUCCCCCAACAAGGGCAACACAGACAUUCCAAUUUGUCACGCCUGAUAAGAAACCCCGAAUAGAUCUCCGCGUCCGCCUUUGCAGAGGUCCCAGCAUCGAUAUCGAAAACAUGAACA
This is a messenger RNA of Desarmillaria tabescens, 1304 nucleotides long. RefSeq lists its product as uncharacterized. NCBI's taxonomy places the organism in Eukaryota, Fungi, Basidiomycota, Agaricomycetes, Agaricales, Physalacriaceae. The coding region runs from base 257 to 991 and encodes 244 amino acids. The record is from RefSeq and is a predicted model, not a curated record. The transcript has 5 exons.